UAGGACAGAUAAGCAGCGGCAGCGGGGGUUGGGGGACUGUGUGGGGCUCGUCGUGGGUCCGAGGCAGGCUGGCGUCCGGGCGGGCGAUGGCGGGGGCCGCAGCGGGCGGCAGAGGCGGAGGUGCCUGGGGGCCAGGGCGUGGAGGGGCCGGGGCGCUCCGGCGGGGCUGCUCUCCACCAGCGCCUGCCGGCUCCCCCCGGGCUGGGCUGCAGCCGCUCAGGGCUACGGUCCCAUUCCAGCUGCAGCAGCCGUCUCAGCGCCGGGACGGGGGUGGCCGCGCAGCUCAGGUUCGGCCCCGGCAUCCCUCUGCGGCCCUGGAGCGCCUUUCUGCUCUUCACGUGCGCUUCCCUUGCUGCCGCCUCGCGGAGCAGAUCUCCGCUCGCUGGACCAGCGUCCCAUGCUCGGUGGCCUCAGAAAAGUCAGCGUGUAGGCCUCAGCUGCCCCAGGUCCGGCGUACGUUCUCCCUGGACACCAUCCUCAGCUCCUACCUUCUGGGCCAGUGGCCACGAGAAGCAGAUGGGGCCUUCGCCUGCUGUACCAAUGACAAAGCCACCCAGACGCCCCUGUCCUGGCAAGAGCUAGAAGGUGAGCGGGCCAGCUCCUGCACACACAAGCGCUCAGCAUCCUGGGGCAGCACAGACCACCGGAAAGAGAUCACCAAGUUGAAGCAACAGCUGCAGCGGACGAAGCUGAGCCGCAGCGGGAAAGAGAAGGAGCGGGGCUCCCCACUCCAAGGGGACCACGCGGUGCGGGGGGCGCUGAGGGUGUCCCCUCCCACAUUCCCUGCGGGGUCCCCGGUCCUGCGACUCAGCCCCUGCCUGCACAGGAGCCUGGAGGGGCUCAACCAAGAGCUGGAGGAGGUGUUCGUGAAGGAGCAAGGAGACGAGGAGCUGCUGAGGAUCCUUGAGGUCCCUGAUGGGCACCGUGCCCCGGCUCCUCCCCAGAGUGGCAGCUGUGAUCAUCCCCUCCUCCUGGAGCCAGGCAACCCUGCCAGCUCUCCCUCCAUGCUGCUGGCAUCCCCCCAGCCCUCUGGCAGGGCCAGCCACGAGGACCACCGGGGUGCCAUUGAGGAGCUGGCAUCCGUCCCCAAUGACAAAGCCUCCUCUCCGGGCCACCCGGCCUCCGUGGAAGACGGCAGCCCGUCUCCAGUCCUCGCCUUUGCCGCCUCCCCUCAGCCCAACCGCAGCUAUGUCUUCAAGCGGGAGCCCCCGGAAGGCUGUGAGCGAGUGCGUGCGUUUGAAGAGGCGACGUCCCCAGGUCCUGACCUGGCCUUCCUGACUUCCUGUCCUGACAAGAACAAAGUCCAUUUCAACCCGACCGGCUCGGCCUUCUGCCCCGUCAGCUUGAUGAAGCCCCUCUUCCCCAGCAUGGGCUUCAUCUUCCGGAACUGCCCCUCCAGCCCAGGCUCUCCCCUGCCCCCCGCCAGCCCCAGGGCCCCACCUCGGAAGGAUCCAGAGGCCUCCAAGGCCUCCCCACUGCCAUUUGAGCCAUGGCAGCGCACCCCACCAUCAGAAGAGUCCGUGCUUUUCCAGAGCUCCCUGGUGGUCUGAGGGGACACCCCCCCCCCACUUUACCAUGGAGACCAGUGCCUUGGUGGCAGGCCACUCUAGCUUCCCGAGCUGAGGGAUGGAGAACCCCCUCCCUCUAGGCCUUCGAGCACUUUCAUUAAUUGUGUCAAAGCCCUGGGUCCUCUUUCUGAUGGACACCAGCCCGUGUGAACGUGAGGGGACCUGCCUUCUUCACUCGCGGCUGGUGGCUCACAACUCGCACCCGUGUCCCCGCCCCUUCCCUCUCUUGGUAGACACUCAGCCAGAAGACCUUGAGUCCCCCGUCCCCCACCCCAGGGUGUGAGUCUGCACGACUUCUAGGAAGCUCUCGUCAUUGUCCUGGAGGAAGCUGGUGACAGAUUUCCUUCCCCGUCCACCUCCAGGGACAACAGAAGAGCAGACCAGAAGACACAAACCCCGUCCCCACGCCUCCCGCUUUGGAGGCGCUGACCAAAGCGGCCCUAGACGGCCAGGACACUUGACCCAUUCAGCUGCUGACAGAGGGGGCAACCAAGCAUUUUCCCAAGUGGCAUUUUCAUCUCAUGUUCACCCUGACUAAAGAUUGUCUUAAGCAGCGGCCCGACCCCAGGUGGGUGGUGAGGAGAGGAAGAGCUGGCAUUCCUCUCGGUGGCAAGUGGUGGCUGUGCCCUCUCCACUGCCCUCGGGCUGGGUUGGAUUAGAAAAAUGCCUAUUUUUCUUGUAUCAAUGUAGAAACUCUAUUUUCUCCCAAAGACACUAUUUUUGCAGCUGUUUGAAGUUUGUAUAUUUUCCGUACUGCAGAGCUUACAGAAAACUGAAGAAUGUUAAUGUUCGAGUUUUCUUAUCUUGUGUUUAGAGGUUGUUUUUUUGCAGAUCUUGGUGUUAACAGACCAAAUAAAUAAAUAAGUAUUCCCAGCA
Messenger RNA from Chinchilla lanigera (long-tailed chinchilla), 2444 nucleotides. It is a transcript of the gene Fam117a, whose product is annotated as family with sequence similarity 117, member A. The transcript has 9 exons. Lineage: Eukaryota; Metazoa; Chordata; Mammalia; Rodentia; Chinchillidae. Bases 87 to 1550 code for a protein of 487 amino acids. The record is from RefSeq and is a predicted model, not a curated record.